UUUUGUCCAGCGCGCUGUGUCUGCCUCUCCGCUGACAACUCCCAGUUCCUACUUUCUCUGUGUGGCUGAAACUGAGUCAUCCCUGGCCGUUUUAACGAAAGAGCGAGGAUGGAGGAUUCUGACUUCACAGGAAUAAGCUCCACGACGCCGUCAGUGGAUGAGCUACUUCAGCCAGGGCACGAGUACGGAACCACCGACGAGGCCACUUCUAAACUGUUUGACGAUGCUGCAGACUACUUGAUAGACACAAGAGAAGAGGAGGCCACGCCGAAAGAAUACAAUUACGACGACGACAUUUUGGAUCUGGCUGGCGGCGCGCAAGAUGCUCUCGAGAGGCACAUGUCCACGUUACCGCGCGAAGCGGAGCCUGUUGCAGAGUCGUUUUCGGACCCAAGUCCGGAGCCGGAACCGGAGCCAGAGCCUGAACCAGAGCCAGAACUAGAGCCAGAGUCCACAGUGCCAGAACCCGAGCCUGAACCCCCGGCACACGAACUGAUCAGUGGCUUAGGUGAUGCCAGUAAACUUUCAAAAGCGGAAGAUGCGCCCAAAAAAGAAGAAAGCCCCGCCGCCGCCGUUGUAACACCAACGUCCACAAAGAAAUCAGGCCCAUUGGUGGACCUACUGUACUGGCGUGACACCCAGAGGUCGGGGGUGGUGUUUGGGGCCAGCCUGUUCCUGCUGCUGUCCCUGUCGGUGUGCAGCAUCGUCAGCGUGCUGGCCUACGUGGCGCUGGCCCUGCUCUCCGUCACCAUCACCUUCCGCAUCUACAAGGGCAUCCUGCAGGCGGUGCAGAAGUCCGAGGAGGGACACCCCUUCAAGAUGUACCUGGAGCAGGACGUGAGCGUGCCGAGUGACCUGGUGCACAAGUACAGCGAGGGGGCGCUGCGCCACCUCAACACCGGCAUCAAGGAGCUGCGACGCCUCUUCCUCGUCGAGGACCUCAUCGACUCCCUCAAGUUUGCCAUCCUGAUGUGGAUUCUCACCUACAUCGGUGCCUUGUUCAACGGCCUCACUCUCCUCAUCAUGGGUCUGGUUGGAGUGUUCAGCUGGCCAAUCAUCUACGAGAAGCAUCAGACCCAGAUUGACCAUUACUACGGGAUGGUGACCAGUCAAGUCAAGGAUGUCGUCGGAAAGAUUCAGGCCAAAGUCCCUGGAAUGGCGAAGGCGAAGGCAGAAUGAGAAGAUGGAACUUGAGCUGGUGUGCGCGCGCGUGUGUGUGUGUGUCUGUGUGCGUGCACAUGAGUGUCUGUGACUUGUCUCUGUCCCUGUUUUGGGAAGUGUGUGCGUGUGUGAGAGUGAUGGAGGCAUUGUGUGUGUGUGUGUGUGUUUGAGAUGGAGGGGAGAGAAAGAUCGAAACGUAGCAAGUUGGUGCGAUUUGAAAGAGGGAGAAGAACAGCAAGGCCUUUCGACAUUGUAAUGUAAAAAGCAAAACAAAACCUGUAUUUCUGUUUGUUCUGUUUCUAGAUGUUUCUUUACCUCCUCCAGUCCCAUGAUGAGAUGAGAUUACCCCCCCAUGCUCUAGUCUGUCUGAUGAUCAGUCUGUUUCUGUCAAUGCCAGCUCAAGACGUCAUGCUUCACCGUAACUUAAAAUAAAUAAGGAAAUAAAACUUACAAAAAAUAAUAAUAAAGAAAUAGCAGCUCUUUGUUUUCUGUCUUUGUAACACCAGUAAGGCGUGUUUUAUCUCAAACCUGCUUUCACCACACUUUGUCACAAGGGAAAUGUUCAUCUGAGAUGAAAGUUGUUUGUUUUUGUUUUUUUCUUUUCUUUUUGCGGUUAUCCCAGGUGCAUAGUUAUUGGUUUCACAUAAGCGUUAGCGAAGUUAUCAUUUUGUUCUUAAAGGGACUGAAAAGGCAUACAGGGGAUAACGAGGCUUAAUGUGCAAAAGUCAUAUUUUUUUUUCUAUUGUCUAUGAGGGUGGCGGAAUGCAAUUGACACGGUGCUUGUUUUUUUUCCUCCAUCACAUUUGCCAUUUUAGUAAGUGAGUCCACGCAAGACGAAAAACUGGCUGUAGUUUCCAGCACUUGAGUGUUUGAUGGUGUCAUUUUUUAAAAAGUCUUUCAGUCAGUUGCCCACUUUCUUCUGGUUGUUGCUGUCAUUAAAUUUAAGAAACAUUCUAGUUUUUUGUAUUAUUUGUUUUGAUUUCCUUUGCGUGGCUGAACUGCACAAAAAAUUAAAAAGUGAAGCCUUCCACUUCUUCCUGUGACCCUAUUGCAGCUGAUCUAGAAACGAGUGGAAGAAACAAUGAAAACCAUUGAGGGAAAAAAAGGAGAAAAAAGUUUACAAAAGCAUGGCGGCAUUGCUUGUUUCUCUCUCUUUUUUUAAGUUUCCUAGUUUCCUUUUGUGUUUUUAAAUGUCAUCGUCUUCCAUCCCAUCCCUCUAAGCUGUGGAUUUCUCUUCACUCCUCCCUACUCGUCUUAACCAACACUUCCUGUUUGCUGUCACAUCACCAGUGAUGUCAUAUAUUGUGGGCGGAGUCUCUGCCCCACAUUCUUAGGGAUUGGUAGGGAGGGGGUGGGGGGUGCUGUAUCUGUGAAAAGCGCUUCUGUAAAAGUAAAAAAAAAAAAUGUAAACAAGAACCAAUAAACGCAUAGGCAGACACCUCA
Messenger RNA from Engraulis encrasicolus (European anchovy), 2604 nucleotides. RefSeq names its product reticulon 4a (gene rtn4a). Gene Ontology annotation, cellular component: postsynaptic density; endoplasmic reticulum membrane; neuron projection. The coding region runs from base 109 to 1179 and encodes 356 amino acids. The transcript has 8 exons. The record is from RefSeq and is a predicted model, not a curated record. Gene Ontology annotation, biological process: brain development; neuron differentiation; endoplasmic reticulum tubular network formation. Lineage: Eukaryota; Metazoa; Chordata; Actinopteri; Clupeiformes; Engraulidae.